Messenger RNA from Coccidioides immitis RS, 4330 nucleotides. Its product is annotated as WD repeat protein. The transcript has 7 exons. Gene Ontology annotation, biological process: vacuolar acidification. Gene Ontology annotation, molecular function: protein binding. The coding region runs from base 136 to 4176 and encodes 1346 amino acids. The record is from RefSeq and is a predicted model, not a curated record. Lineage: Eukaryota; Fungi; Ascomycota; Eurotiomycetes; Onygenales; Onygenaceae. Gene Ontology annotation, cellular component: RAVE complex.
CAACCACGACACUCCUACAUUCUCGAAGCUUCCAGUUACAUCCCAGCGUCCCAAUCUAUAAAUCCACACUAAUUGAUCCGGGUACGGCAAUGAUCUGACGCCGGCAUUCCAUCCUGGCGUCUCGGAAGCGUGCCUAUGCGGACCGUACUACCGGGGCGACCUCCAGCGAAGCUCCAAGCUCUCAGCACCGCGCUGUGGGAUGGCAGUCGCAUUGUUGCUUAUGUUUCGGGCUGCGCGCUCGUGAUCCUCGAAGGCCCUCACCGGAUCCUACAGACAAUCUACUUGGAUGAUGCCGAUUCCCUUGAGGCUGUGGUAGUUGAAGAGUCUUCCGGGAAGAUUGCAGUGUGCAGUUGGCAAAAUGUAUUCAUAUACGAGCCAUAUAGAGUUGGAGCAGAUAGGCCAAAGUGGAGCUUAGCGUGCAGCUUUCGAGCCUCUGACCGUGACGAAGACCCUGUGAAAACCCUGUCGUGGGGUUCCUCCGAUGAGCUCCUUGUGGGCAGCGGCCGACUCAAGUUAUGGCUACUUACGGAUUCGCCGCGCACCAUUUGGACAACCGAGCUUGGAAGCCCAGUCAAAUUAUCACUAUUCUCCCAUGAUGCAGCGCUAAUAGCAUCCACUGGCUGGUACGAUAGACUAGUGAAGAUAUGGAGACGGCUCUCCUUCGCAGCUGACGAUGUUCGCUUUGACGUAUCUUACCUUCACCAUCCUACGACCGUGACCGGAAUGCAUUGGAGGCGACCGCAUCACCGAGAACAGUCUAUGGAAAAUGUACUCUACACAAUCUGUGCGGACAAUAAAAUACGGAUAUGGGCUCCCAUGGAACGCCACGGUCCUUCGGUCCUUCAACUCUGGAAUGAAAUUGACAUGGCCGCGUCGAUUCAGCCGAGGCAUCUCGUCCAGACAGAACAGGCUACGAGGCGAUAUGGAUUCAUUAUCGAUAGCCGGGACUUUGCUUUAGCUAUGGAGCGUGUCGUGCAGUGUGAAAACCUGCACGAUAAGAAUCAUCAAGCCCUCGAACACCUCCUCGAAGUUGCAUCAAAGAACCCCGAGAUUUGUGUUGUAUUGGACGGUAAAGGUCAUAUGUGCGCCUGGGGGCUUGAGAAUGUUGGCUCUAAGGUCCGAUCGUCCGCGAACAUUUUCAAUAUUGCUCAUGUAGAAGGCUUGCAUUUGUCUCUCCCCUCAGAAGCUCUUCCUCAUGAAGACUAUGCUCAAUUCUAUCCGUUUUCCGGCGGGGUAUUUGACGACUCCUUUACAAUUCUUGCUCAUUAUUUCGAUGGGCGGAUCGAGUGGUUGGAUUCCAAAAUACAUAUACUCUUUGACCCAACUCCAAGAAAGCGGAGGUUGAUUUCAAGAGCUAUCUGGUCGGGUCAUGGAGGCGCGAUAAAGAAAAUUGUCCGCACACCGGUUGGAAAGAUGUUAAUAUCUCGUACGGACGAUAAUAAGGCAACGAUUUGGCGCCAACGAUCUGCCAGCGCCGGUCCCGUUCUCGUCCAGCAGAGUUCUCUUCUGUCUGACCUGCACAUCCACCGAACUCUGCUAUUAGAUGAUGGAAAAUUUCUCGUGAAUCUACAUCAUAAUGCCGUCUCGUUCUGGGAUGUCCGUCCAUUCCACGGAACAAUGCUUGAGAAAUGCGAUUUUCAACUAAGUAGCAAGCCGUUAUGCGUUUUGCUGAUACCCACAACAGAUGCCAAAUCCUCGACGGUGUAUAUAGCGGCAAUCGGGGUUGAUAUGGCCGGAAUUGCCUGGGAAAUCGAUCUUCCUCCCGAUGACGGUUAUGUUAAUGGGACCGAUGGAGUCAAUGGAAACCGCAGAUACUUACGACAAUUCUGCACCUUCAAUCUCGGAGUGGAAGAAGAUGUUUCGUACAUCAUUCCCGUUGACCCUGCAGGCAGUCGAGUGAAAAUAUCUGGGUUUCUAGAUCUCUUUGCUACCGAUAUCGCUCUUUCAUACACUCACGGCGGAACAGUCAGGACGUGGACGGCCAAAGUCGACAAACAAAAUCAGAAAAUUGACUGGCUAUUAACAUCCACUGUUGAAACAGGGAUCGUCAAUCCUUCACUCGCAAGUGCGACGUCAAUGCGUAAGGCUGUACUUGUCGACCAAGAUCGGACACAUCUAAGUAUCUGGGAUACAAACGGUGCACAGUUGGAAUUCGAAGAGCACUUUUCGCAGCAAGAUAUUAUCCGAGACCUAGACUGGACAUCUACUCCAGAUGUGCAGUUUAUACUUGCUGUCGGGUUCCCGCGAAAAGUGGUACUUCUUUCGCAAUUGCGGUAUGAUUAUCUUGAUGCAGGUCCUUCUUGGGCCCAGAUUAGAGAGAUCCGAAUCCAAGAUCUUACACCACAUCCGAUCGGAGAUUCUUGUUGGUUGGGCAAUGGAAAUCUUGUCGUUGGGGCCGGAAAUCAAUUAUUUGUAUUUGACAAGUUCAUCGAAGCAAGUCAUUCAAUGGUCACUGGGCUUCGAAUUCGGCCUCAUAAAUCUGCCUACGUCGAUUUGUUCCAUGUUGUCAGCAGGCUGAAUGGCCCACUGCCUGUAUUCCACCCGCAGUUCCUCGCCCAGUGCAUUCUUUGCGGGAAGGCUACCCUGGUACAUUUAAUACUCACCAGUCUUCAUCGAAAGUUGAAAUUUUUUACCGAAGGAGAUGAUAUUGACAACUUUUUGGAUAUACCACUUGAUCGCAUUUACAAGGAUUCAGAUACCUUGUACCAGAUAACCUGGAAGGACAUGCGCUCUUCUAGUACGGACUACUCGUUUGAAGACGACUCUCAUGUAUUGGACGAAACGGCUGCCACUUCAAUGAAUGAAUACCUGGCCCGAAUUGCCCUUCCCCAGCUCUCAAGUACGGAGCAGUUCCGUCUGGUAAAUAUUGUGGAAUGCGUGGCCACUGUUGAGAAACACCGUCGUUCAAUGGACGAUAAUGCAGCACGAUAUUUUGUCUUCUUCCGACAGCAUAUGCUCCGAAGAAGCCAGCACCUGCCAGAGCUUUCGACUAUUUCCUGGCGAGAAAUCGUCUGGGCAUUUCAUAGUGAUAGCCAUGAAAUCCUUACCGAUUUGGUGUCUAGGCAGUUCCAUGGGAGGAUGCUCUGGGAAAAUGCCAGAGAAAGCGGUCUUUUCAUGUGGAUUACUGACAUCAAUGCAUUGCGAGCGCAACUCGAGGUUGUUGCACGUAAUGAAUACAGAAAGACAGACGAGAAGAAUCCCAUUGACUGCAGUCUGUUUUAUCUGGCGCUGAGAAAGAAAAAUGUUCUGCAAGGACUCUGGCGCAUGGCAAGCUGGCACAGCGAGCAAGCGGCUACAUAUAAGCUGUUGUCAAAUAACUUCAAAGACCCGCGCUGGCAGUCGGCGGCUUUAAAGAAUGCUUAUGCGCUACUCGGAAAGCGAAGAUUCGAGUACGCAGCCGCUUUUUUCCUACUUGCAGAUCAUCUACGAGAUACUGUAUACGUGUGCAUAAAUCAGCUUAAGGAUGUCCAACUUGCAAUUACUAUUGCGCGUGCAUAUGAAGGCGAUUCUGGCCCAGUGCUUAAGGAGAUUCUUGAAGAGAAAGUCCUCGUGGACGCUGCAACCCAAGGCAAUCGAUGGAUGGCAACAUGGGCCUUCUGGAUGCUAAAUAGACGAGACAUGGCGGUACAGGCGUUAAUUUCACCUGUUGAAGCACUUCUACCUCCCACACCUGCCUCUCCUGGUAGCUCCACCGGAGUCACAUUACACGCAAAGUCCUAUUUAUCCAACGACCCGGCUCUCGUCGUCCUCUACAAACAGCUCCGUGAAAAGACCCUCCAAACCCUUAAGGGAGCUUCCAGGGUCGCAGCUCGAGACGAAUGGGAAUUUGUUCUCCGCAAUGCUCGUCUAUAUGACAGAAUGGGUUGCGAUAUACUGGCCUUGAACCUUGUCCGCGACUGGGAGUUUUUGACACCACCUCCAGUCGAAAAGCUUCCAUCACGCUUAUCGAUGGGCCUGGCGGAGAACAUUCCUGAUCCUAGUAAGCUGCUUCGGCGACGAAGCAGUUUGGUGGUCGCGGACAUGCCGUUGUCUCUGAGCGUGUCGGAUGAGAUGAGAAAGGCGGUGGUGAACGCUGCUGAUCAGCAGGCUCCUGCCGGUAUCUAUGGCGCACACCCUCGGCCUACCACGUUCGAAGAACCAGACGCGAGUUCUUUGCUUGAUAGUUUUGGAUUUUAGGUGGGAUCGCUUCUGGCGCUUUCUUUUGUUAUUUUUGGAUGGCUGCAUCAUGUCGUCGGUGUUUAGACGGAUGGAGUUUUACGGUUAUCCGCUUGCGAGUUGACCUUGUAACUAUAUCACUUCCUAUCAUUGAAAUCUCCCUAUGCACUCCCGU